AGACCUAGGGAAAAGGUGGCUUUGAAAAUUUAAGAGGAGUGGUGGUGGCUUAGGUCACCAUCUAUUUUACUUACUUACUUACUUAUUUCCACAAAUUCAUUUCACAUGUACAGGGGACAUGACUGCCUACCCUGGUCCCUGUCUUGAGCAAUCCUGGGAACAGAGCAGUAACCAAGACAACAGGGAGCUUCCAGAUCUGUGGGGGAAAUGGAGUUGUCAUCACACAGUGACAGCCUAGAGUAGUCAGGGCUAGGAUGAGAGAAGCAUAGGCAGAGUGGUUAGAGCUGGGAUAGGGGCUGUGGGGGGCAGUGUCCAGGAGGGAGGAGGCGUGGAGCACGAGUCCUGAAGGAUGCAUAAGAAUUUGCUAGGCCAAGAGGAGAAAGUAUGGUCUGAACAGAGGAAAAGAGCAUGUGCUAAACCUUGGAGACAAGAGAGAAGCUUGAGGAGCUCCUACCUCCUUCCCAGGGAGAUCGAGUUCCCCAUGUUGGAAUCCUGCUCUGAAUUAAAUGGACAAGUGGUUUGCUGCUUUGGGCCUCAGUUUCUUCCUCUGUGAAAAGGUCCCCCCCCACUCUGGCCGGAGCACGCCAAGCAGCUCCCCAUCUCUCCGUAAGCGGCUACAGCUCUUGCCCCCAAGCCGACCCCCGCCUGAGCCAGAACUAGGCACCAUGGUGGAGAAGGGGUCAGAUAGCUCCUCAGAGAAGGGUGGGGUGCCUGGGACACCGAGCACCCAGAGCCUGGGCAGCCGGAACUUCAUUCGCAAUAGCAAGAAGAUGCAGAGCUGGUACAGUAUGCUGAGCCCCACGUAUAAACAGCGGAAUGAGGACUUCCGGAAACUGUUCAGCAAACUCCCUGAAGCCGAACGCCUCAUUGUAGAUUACUCCUGUGCCUUGCAGCGUGAGAUCCUCCUCCAGGGCCGCCUCUAUCUUUCCGAGAACUGGAUCUGUUUUUACAGCAACAUCUUCCGCUGGGAGACAACAAUUUCCAUCCAGUUGAAGGAAGUGACAUGUCUGAAGAAGGAAAAGACAGCCAAGCUGAUCCCCAAUGCCAUCCAGAUCUGCACAGAGAGCGAGAAGCAUUUCUUCACCUCGUUCGGGGCCCGGGACCGCUGCUUCCUGCUCAUUUUCCGCCUCUGGCAGAAUGCACUGCUUGAAAAGACGCUGAGUCCCCGCGAGCUCUGGCACCUGGUGCAUCAGUGCUACGGCUCAGAGCUGGGCCUCACCAGCGAGGAUGAGGACUAUGUCUGCCCCUUGCAGCUGAAUGGUCUGGGGAGCCCCAAGGAAGUAGGAGAUGUGAUUGCCCUAAGUGACAUCACCCCCUCAGGGGCAGCCGACCACAGCCAGGAGCCAAGCCCAGUGGGUUUGCGCCGUGGUUACAUCACCCCCAACCUUUCCCGAGCCAGCAGUGAUGCAGACCAUGGGGCAGAGGAGGACAAAGAGGAGCAGACGGACAGACAGCCAGAUGCCUCUUCCAGCCAGACAGUGACUCCAGUGGCUGAACCCCCAAGCGCAGAGCCCACCCCACCUGAUGGACCCACUUCCUUGGGCCCCUUGAACUUGCUGCCCAGUGAGGAGCUGUUGACGGACACGAGUAACUCCUCCUCAUCCACGGGGGAGGAAGACCUGGCUGCCCUGCUCCCCGACCUCUCCGGCCGCCUCCUCAUCAAUUCCGUCUUCCACGUGGGUGCCGAGCGGCUCCAGCAGAUGCUCUUCUCAGACUCGCCCUUCCUGCAGGGUUUCCUGGAGCAGUGCAAGUUCACAGACGUGACCUUGAGCCCCUGGAGUGGGGACAGCAAGUGCCAUCAGCGCCGAGUGCUGACCUACACCAUUCCCAUCAGCAACCCGUUGGGUCCCAAAAGCGCCUCGGUGGUCGAGACGCAGACUCUGUUCCGGCGCGGCCCACAGGCGGGCGGGUGUGUGGUAGACUCGGAGGUGCUGACGCAGGGCAUCCCUUACCAGGACUACUUUUACACUGCCCACCGCUACUGCAUCCUGGGCCUUGCCCGGAACAAGGCCCGUCUCCGAGUGUCCUCUGAGAUCCGCUACCGGAAGCAGCCCUGGAGCCUCGUGAAGUCUCUCAUUGAGAAGAACUCGUGGAGUGGCAUUGAGGAUUACUUCCACCAUCUGGAGCGGGAGCUUGCCAAGGCCGAGAAGCUAUCCCUGGAGGAAGGCGGGAAGGACGCCCGGGGAUUGCUGUCAGGCCUGCGGAGGCGGAAGCGACCCCUGAGCUGGAGGGGUCACGGUGAUGGGCCCCAGCACCCGGACCCAGACCCCUGCAUCCGGGCUGGCAUGCACACCUCAGGCUCCCUCAGCUCCCGCUUCUCAGAACCAUCCGUGGACCAGGGUCCCGGGACAGGCAUCCCCAGUGCCCUGGUGCUCAUCAGCGUUGUGAUCUGUGUGAGCCUCAUCGUCCUCAUCGCCCUCAACAUCCUCCUUUUUUACCGCCUCUGGUCCCUGGAGAGGACAGCCCACACCUUCGAGUCCUGGCACAGUCUGGCCCUGGCCAAGGACAAGUUCCCCCAGACGGCUGCAGAGUGGGCGGAGGUCCUGGCUCUGCAGAAGCAGUUCCACAGCGUCGAGGUGCACAAGUGGCGGCAGAUCCUGCGGGCCUCGGUAGAGCUCCUGGACGAGAUGAAGUUCUCGCUGGAGAAGCUGCAUCAAGGCAUCACUGUGUCAGACCCCGCCUUCGACUCCCAGCCACGGUCCGACGACAGCUUCUCCUGAGGACACCCGGUCACACAGUCACUCCCCCAAAUGGACAGAUGGACACAGAACCUCGGUGACCACUGCUGGCACGGUGUGAGCACCAGGAACCUCCUGCCCACCCAUCCCAGUGGCCCCGCUAGGGGCCAUGCAGACAUGGGGACCACAGAACCGAGAUGCACUUUAGACCAGCGUGUGCGAGUCCAGCUGCCUUUGCCUGCCCAGCCAGGGAGCUGGCCUGGUCUUUGGCAGGCCCCCUGCUAACUUAUUUUGCCCUGCCGGGGUUGUGGGGGCACCUCCUGGGGUGCAUGAUUCCCUCAGCUCUGGGUUUAAUGUAUUUAUUUGGACUGACAGAGUCCUAAUAAAGGGUUGGAAAUGGC
Myotis davidii is the source of this 3079-nucleotide messenger RNA. RefSeq names its product GRAM domain containing 1A (gene GRAMD1A). Gene Ontology annotation, cellular component: endoplasmic reticulum-plasma membrane contact site; endoplasmic reticulum membrane; plasma membrane. The transcript is spliced from 20 exons. The coding region runs from base 507 to 2720 and encodes 737 amino acids. The record is from RefSeq and is a predicted model, not a curated record. Gene Ontology annotation, biological process: intracellular sterol transport. Lineage: Eukaryota; Metazoa; Chordata; Mammalia; Chiroptera; Vespertilionidae. Gene Ontology annotation, molecular function: sterol binding; sterol transfer activity.